CAUGCGGGGCGGCGGGCCUGCGGCGGCGGCCGCGGGGCUGCUGGCGGCGGCCGCGGCGGCCGCGGCGAAGCUGGCGCUGGGGCCGGGCGGGGAGGCGGCCGGAGGCUGGCUGCCUGUGCUGCUUCGCAUUGGCUGUAUUGGCUUGGUGUUCACGUGCAAUGCGAUGAUGUGGACAGUCUUUGCAAAAGCCCUGCGACUCUCCUCCUCCUCGGCUGCUGCCUCUGUGACAUCGACGGCCUCCAACUUCAUUUCUUCGGCCAUCCUGGGCAAGCUUCUCUUCGCGGAGACGUGGACGCCUCUGUGGUGGGUCGGCCUUGCCGUGACGCUCUGUGGCCUCGUGCUGCUGCACACAGCUGUGCCCCAGCCGGCGCAGCUCCCGGUGGAGAAGAAGGAGGCGUGAUGGCUGCCAUUGGGGGCACAGCACUAUGCCACCCCUCGCCAGCCUGCCUCGUGAUGGCAUCCCCAGUCCCCAGCCAACUCUGAACGCACUGGCCAUGGACCUGCUAACCCCUGCUCACCUGCUGAUCUGCCGACUCACAAAGUCAUUCUGGUCGCAUCUUUCCUGGCAGGUCAGUGGUGGUGUGGUGGCAGUGACAGCCUCAGACAGAGCUGGUCCGCUCUGAGUCAGUAUUGUAGAAAUCAGGGCCAGAGGCUUAUCAGCCACUCCUCUUCCUUCACACACCUGCAGCUGUGGAGCUUUCCCAGUUUGGGGAAGGCUGAAAGUAAACGUGGUAGCUGUGGAAGGUGCCUGUGCAUCAGUACUUUUCCAUAAGAGGACCUGUCCCGAAUUAGAAAAGCAAUCACUGAAGGCAGCUGAUACUUCUGCGCUGCUGUUUCCUGACUUUCCUCUCUUCCUCUUGAAAUGGCCCCAUGCCUGCUGCUGCCUGUAAGGCUAUGGAGCCUUUCAUUAAUUCCUUCAGCUUCCCCUAUGAGUCACAUACACCUUUUAACUUGCCAUUUGUAUCUGAUGCCUGUAACUUCCGCUUACCUGUUCCUGACAUUACUCACUGUAAGGUUGCCACUUUUUCCUUUAAACUUUUUACCAGGAUGGGGUUUUGAUCACCAUUCCUGCUGUGUGUAGGUCAAAGUGUAAUUUGGGGACAAUACAACAGGCUGCAUGUGAACAGUCAGCCACUUUCACUAGGAGUGUCGGUGUUCAACAAAUUCCGUAUCAGAACCUGUCAGGUUUAUCGUGACUGGCAGAUCUGCACCGUGUCCAGCAGGAGCGUAAAAAAUAGACUUGCAGGUGAAAAUGCCGCUGGAGUUGGGUUUGUGCCUUUUCCUUCUUUGUAUCAGAAAGAUGAAAAGUCAGUGUUCCCAGAAGAGGCUGGGAGGUUUUUUGCUCCAAGUCCCCUGCUUCAGCAGACCAUCCUAGCUCAUCACAUCUGGUAGCCGUGUCCCAAGAGGGGCAAAGCCUUUGCCUCUGCUCUCUGUGUGCUCAUAAGUCUUCCCCUCCAAAGAGGGGAGCUGCAUAUGUGGUGGGGAAGAGGGCAGAGUGCCUUUCCUCCGUACCAGCAUGGGUCUUUGCACCUGGGGAGCUCUUUGGGUAGCAGCAGUGAUACAAAGAGUGGGACACAUCCAGCUGCCUGGGAAGCUGGGACUUGAUGCGGUGACCCAGCAUCCCUCAUAGGUCUGCGGAAAUGACAACUAGGAACUAUGCAUUUCUAAGUACAUCAAGUCUCCUUAGACCUUUGUAUAUGAUGGAGAAAUAAUGAAGGCUGCAAGCCUGAUUUGUUUGCCCUUGUUACUAGCUCAGCCAGCUGUAAGCCGUGGCUGUCUUUGUGUGAGUAGCAGGAGAAGGACCAGACUCUCUCCUCUCUGGUUAAUUUGGCUGUUGCCCCUCCUCCUAACAAACCUUUUGGAAAGUUUUUUAACAUGGGCUAUCUUAAAACUGACAUUUCUUUAUUACAGUCAUUGUUGGAGGUCAAGGUCUAGGAGAUGUUUGCACAUGUGCAGAAAGCGUGGGCAACAAUUCACUUGGUGACGCUCACUUUUAAGGCAGAAGAACACAAACAACGGCUGUAAAUUCACUGUUGUAAACACUUGAAGGUGGGAAUGGAAACAAGUUUUCCUCCAGUUGUUGUGGGAGGAAAAGAUUGCCGAGCAGUACAGUUUGGGCAGAAUCCCUCUCCUCUAUGUACACAGGGUUUGGCCCAUGUCUGCCAGUGGUGCUUGUCAGCGUGGGGCCAGGGCUGCAAGGAAGGCUGCAGUCGCCAUACGUCGAAGCGGUGCACGUCCGGUAAAUGGUUCAUAUGUAGUUGUCCAAAAUGCAGCUGGAGAUGAUCUCAGAAAGGGGUGCCGGCAUUUCCAAACUAAAACACUUUUCAAAGCUUGGUGGCUGAAAUUUAAUAUUUACAGAUAUUUUAGACCACACAUGCACAAAAAAGUGAUGUGAGACUAAUGGGCGAGCUGUAUUUGAAGAGCGAGUGGUUCAAAUGUGGUAGGCCUUGUAAGGCUGAAGAUCAUGGCCAAUCGUAAGACCUUGAUUUACCAGGGCAGAAGGUGGGUUAUCCUUAUGCAGGAACUACAGUAGUUUUCUUGUGUGGAGUUUUUGCACACUUGAGCUGAGGUAUUUUUAGAGAAGAGUCUCGGGCACACAUUUCCGCUCAAAUUUCAGUGAAAUACACUUUUCUUUGCACAUA
Molecule: messenger RNA, 2642 nt
Organism: Harpia harpyja (harpy eagle)
Lineage: Eukaryota; Metazoa; Chordata; Aves; Accipitriformes; Accipitridae
Gene: TMEM42
Product: transmembrane protein 42
Exons: 3
Coding region: 2-400 (132 amino acids)
Source: RefSeq, a predicted model, not a curated record